AACGGGCAAAUCAACUCACCUUGUCUGCGCGGCACCAUUAUUGGAGUACAGUCGAUGUCAUUGUGCGGUUAAUUGCGGCACACUCUACACAUGCUCCGUUCAUUUCAUUCUCACUUUCGACUGUCAUAGGGUGUAGCAUUCACCUGUACACAAUUGUAUCUGUCCUUGUUGUCAAGCAGCAUACAUCAACUCGAAUUCCAAAUUCCUAGGAUGGCAGCCGUGAAAGGCCCCGGCGCCGCUCAGAAACAUGAUGGCUCAGGCUUACGGGUUGCCAUUGUCCACGCGCGCUGGAACGAGACCAUCAUCGAGGCCUUGGUCGGUGGUGCGAAGAAAGCUAUGUUGGCCUCGGGGGUCAAAGAAGAGAACAUCGUCGUCGAAUCCGUACCUGGCUCAUACGAGCUGCCGCUGGCAGUCCAACGAGUUUAUGCUGCGUCACAAAUACAAAGCACUGCCAGCACGGUAGCUGGUGGUAUGGGCAAUCUGGCGAGCGGCAUUGGAGAUCUACUCGGUGGCAGUAACUCCACAACAGAUUUGCAAGGAAGCCUCCAACCCGGUCCCCCCGAGGCGGACAAGAAAGAGGACAAUUCACUGCAACAUGCCUUCGACGCGGUAAUAGCCAUUGGCGUGCUGAUCAAAGGAGAAACGAUGCACUUUGAAUACAUUGCAGACGCCGUGAGCCAUGGGUUGAUGAAGGUGCAACUUGACAGCCAAAUUCCUGUCAUCUUUGGCCUUCUUACAGUGCUCAACCAGGGCCAGGGUCUGGCAAGAGCUGGUCUUGAUGGAGGCAGUGGCAAAGAAGCCACGGGCCACAACCACGGAGAAGACUGGGGCAACGCUGCGGUCGAGCUUGGUGUAAAGAGGAAAGGCUGGAGUCAGGGAAAGAUUGCAGCAUCAUGAUUGAAUCCAAAAAGAUAUACCAUCUCAGCAUACCACAAUUCAUUGCAACUCAUCUCAAGUCGAAUUGAUAAGCAAUGGACUGCAAUUGGGUCGGACGACCUGGACUGAUCUAUCUUGAAGGACAACGGCACUUUUGCUUCAAGCUAUUGAC
Messenger RNA from Exophiala viscosa, 1048 nucleotides. Its product is annotated as riboflavin synthase beta chain. Gene Ontology annotation, biological process: riboflavin biosynthetic process. The transcript has a single exon. The coding region runs from base 211 to 897 and encodes 228 amino acids. Gene Ontology annotation, cellular component: intracellular anatomical structure; riboflavin synthase complex; mitochondrial intermembrane space. The record is from RefSeq and is a predicted model, not a curated record. NCBI's taxonomy places the organism in Eukaryota, Fungi, Ascomycota, Eurotiomycetes, Chaetothyriales, Herpotrichiellaceae. Gene Ontology annotation, molecular function: 6,7-dimethyl-8-ribityllumazine synthase activity.